Molecule: messenger RNA, 2923 nt
Organism: Solanum tuberosum (potato)
Lineage: Eukaryota; Viridiplantae; Streptophyta; Magnoliopsida; Solanales; Solanaceae
Exons: 3
Coding region: 2142-2501 (119 amino acids)
Source: RefSeq, a predicted model, not a curated record
UUUCACCGACAUAUACAACUCAAACCUCCAUAUUUUUGGCUUCCAAGCCUAAUUUCUGCAAUUUCAAGUUUAUUUUUGUAGUUCUCUUGUCUUCUCAACAAGAUCUUCCAAAUUCGGUAAGCUAUUCUCCCAUUUUUUAGUUCUUCUGCGAAACAAAACAGAGAACUCCUUCAAUUCUCCUUCUUAAAACUUUCAAUAAAACUUUUAGCUCUCUUUUACAAUUUAAGGUACGAUUCUCUCUCAAUUUUUGCUCAAAUCUGCUUCUUUUUACACUUAAAUAGUUUGCACAAAGAAAAAUGGUAAUUACGUCGUCACAUAGUUAAGACCGACUCAGUAUGAGUGUUCCAGAAACGAAGAACUCUCUAUUCCCAUGGUAAAGGCUUGAGUUCUUUUGGUUCCAGAAAUGUCAUACUGAGAAUCGACUCAAAAGAUUGCUCUCAUCUUCUCAUAUGUUGCGAUUCCAGGUCAGUUCUCUCAAUCUUUGCCCUUAUGGUUCUCAAUCUCAAAGCUUUCAAAAAAUUAUUCUUUCAGUUCUCAUCCUUUUAACUGUUGGGUAUUCCAAAUCAAUUAAGAUCCUGAUUAAAGUAACAGUUAAGGUAAAUAUUCAUGACAUUGGGUAUAUUCCUUCUUCCUUUUUACUGUUGGGUAUUCCAAAUCAAUUAAGAUUCUGAUUAAAGUAACAGUUAAGGUAAGUUGUAUGUUCAGAUUUUUCAUUCUUCAUUGAGUUGAAGAUAUAAUCACUAAUAAAUUGAACUUCUUUGCAUGUCCGUCUUCUCGAAAUGCUUGCAGACUUUCUUUUCUAUCCUCCCCUUCUUUCAAUUGAGUGUAGUGCAAUAAUGUUCAUAUUACAUGAAGUUCUCAUUGUGAUUUACGCUUUAUUUUGAAGAAAGUAAAUAAAAAAUCAAGGUUGAAAUAGUAGCUUGAAAUGGUAGAACAUACUUAUACUACCUUAGAACACUAAGACAUUUAAGUUAAUAAAGGCAUAGAUGUCUGGGAAACAUCCAUCAGUUUAGCACCUCUAAUAGUGUUCUUCCGAUAUACUUUUUGGUUUACCAUCUCAUUUAUGGUUUGUCAAGAUGCUAAAUAAAGAGACAAAACGAUCUGAAAAAUUGCAAUACAAUUGAUGAUCAGUGUUAUAUCCUUGAGAAACUAUUACAAAACAUUGCCAAAGGCAUUUUAUAUUUCAUGGACCAUAUUUCCUGCUUCACCGCCAAUAACGCUAGAAUGUAUGAAAAGCAGACAGAGACGGUCUUAUAUUCUUGAAAUUUCUGGUAGAAGAGUUAGAGAGCCUCGGAGAACUUGCUCCGACGUGCGCAUCAAUUCUUUAAUAGCUUUGGGUUUUCAAUAGUUCUUUCUCGUGAUUUAUUAAAUGUUCAUAUUGCUCCAUCGAGGUUCAAAUUUCUGUUUCAGUUGGUUGAAUGAACCCUGACCUACUUUGUGUUAGCUAUCUACACUAACACACCUCUGAAAAAUUAAAUACAGAACCCACAGGCAACACCAACAUGCUCAUUGACGUUUGAUGUACUGUUUAUUGUAGCCACAUCAAAUUUAAAACUCUUUGUGUAUGUCGUUCCUGGAAGCUAGCAAUAUCUUUUGAUGACAUACUAUCCUAAAUUACCCCUACAUUUAUACAGUUUGCUAUUGGAAGUCACUAGGAACAAAAUAUUAACAUAAUACAGUCAAUCUGCUGCAAUAAUCUGCUACAAGAAACUGAUGGCACAAGGCAUAAAUUGGAGGAUUUAAACGCGAGGAAACUAAGAUUACUAGCUGAAGUUCGGUAAGUUUGUUCAACUUUAUCAAAAGGGUUUCAUAUACUUGACAUAAUUUUAUUUUUUUAAGCAUUCUUGAAUUCAAUAUUUUGUCUUAGACUUCAAAAUAAUAUAUCUUGGAUAAUGGAUUAUGGAACUAAGGGAAAAGAAUUUUGCUGGUCAUUAUUUUGGAGUUCUAUGUUCAGAUUUUUCAUUCUUCAUUGAGUUGAAGAUAUAACCACUAAUAAAUUGAACUUCUUUGCAUGUCCGUUUUCUCGAAAUGCUUGCAGACUUUCUUUUCUAUCCUCCCCUUCUUUCAAAUUUAACAAAAAGAACUUUCUUUUUUGUUCAUUAGCAUACAAGCACUUUGCUCUAGGACGCCCAUAAAUUAGAAUGUGCUUAAAAUAUUUUACUCUUGAUAUUUUGCAUAAACAAAGGUCAUUUGUAUUUCAUGUAGAUGAGUGCCAAUCUAGCUACUAUGGAAAGGAUUACUUGAGAAGAGGAAGUUGUUUGAGUGUCCACAUAGAAACCAACAUAUUGUGUGUGAAAUAUGUGGGACCAAGUGGCAUCUUCGCACAGAUAAAGGGGCCUACUUCGGAUAGAAUGAAAUUUUUGUCAUCUGGCUCUCUUACAUUCUCCAAGAUCCAGGCUUACUCCGGAAAUUUUGGCACAUUUGAUGCAACAGAAGAGGAAACAGUUGACAGAGAUAUCAUCAAAUGUUUUCAACGAGAAGUGUGUGACAGGUCCACUUGAGUUUAGUUCCAGCAAAAACAGUGAAAAUGUGUGUUAGAUGUGGUAUUUGACAGUGUCGGCUUUCUUCAAUGAAGAAAAGAGUUCACAACAGAGGAUGGUAGUAAUAUGGCCAAGCCUUGACGCCAAUGAGCUCUUCAACCUUCGUCAUUGGUCGGUUCUUUGCUUCUUUCUUUAUUGAUCAUCUUCGUCGUGACUUUAAUUUCUCCAAUUUUGGGUCUCGCGAGUAUGAUUAAAAUAGAAGAGUAAUUUUAACACUCCAAUAAUCCACAUAUUUAGGUAAUACACAGAGGUGAGUUAACUAUUACAAAUUUUUUGAUAUAGUUUAUUUUAAGGAUUGUUUACAAGCUUUGUUUGUGUGUAUUACAUGGUAUAGAAUAUUUUCUAAUGUGUCUUCCUAUAUAAGUAUAGGAAGCUUUGUUGGA